CCGGGUAGUGGAUCGAUACGUCGACAAAAGCAUCAUCGGCGUGUUGAAACCGCAUCUCUUCAAAUUCUUCAUAUUCUCGUCAUAGUGUACAAAAAGUACUGCACCAAUGCGGAAUGGAUGCCGGAAGGCAGACCAGUUCACUGGUUCCUGGUUGUCGAUGGAGAGUAUGCAGGCCCUACCUCCCCUCCACAACCAUGUGUUAUUCCCUAUGUCGUUAAAGAGGAUUUUCGGAUAGCUCGUGACAGUGUCCAAAAAUUCCUGGACGUCCUCGAACAGCAUAGACACAUGUGGCAAACAUAUAGGAAGCAGGAGGUCGACAAGUGGAAGGAUGCUUUGUCUUACUGGAAAGCCAUCUUCGUCGAGGUGGACGAUAUGAUCCAAGAGCAAAAGAAGAAGGAGACGGGAGAGGGUGAGGAAGAGGAUGUCAUCGGGGCGGACGAGCCCGAGAUCUACCCUAACGUCUUCUGGCCACAAUCAGUCCGAACUGUGGAGGAUGUUCAAGAAACCGACCCUCCUUCGCCAGAGGUUUCGCUUAUAUAUGUAGGACCGAGGGCGGGCCGUCCAAAAGUGGACUUCGACCCUCGGCGUCAUAUAAACAAAGAUGAUUUUGUGAUUGUUAGGCCACCCGAUGAGGAAUUGUCUCAAGGUGUCCCAUUUUGGGUUGGUAGAGCACAGUCUAAGGUUGUGGACGACCGCUCCUCUCCUCAUUUCGGUUGUUUAUGUAUACAGUGGUCGAACUCCAACCAGACCUCGGCCCUCGCAAGCGCUUCUAGCUCGUCUCACGACGGCGUCUCGCCAGACCGGAUUCCCAAUCUCGGUCUCUUCAUUUUGGACAAGAAUAUAUGGGAGUAUGAGCGAGUGAACUGUUCACGACGAUAUUUGAACAUCGAGUCGGAUGUUGCGUCGGAUGGGCAAGUUCCCGUGAUAUCGAGGAUGGGCGCCACCGCCGAUGACCUUGUGGUCGAUGGAGAUAUGGGUUGGAACUUCUGGUACCUGUACUCCUUGGAAGACGAAAUUGAUGUAGAGCCCCUCGGCGAGGAGGGAGAUCCAGAACCUGUCACUCCUGAAGAGAUGACGGACGCGUGGCGCGUCGUCUGUGCAAAGCAGAGUUGGUCAGACGCAGAUAGGAGGCAAGUAAAGCUUUGUGCCUGGUUUUGCCUGGGACAACUGGUUGUGCCUGCGCCGGUCAUCAUAGAUUAUUACAGUCGUCUUCGGGUAUUCAACCGUUAUACGACGGUUGUGACGCUGUUCACGGCCGUGAAGGUUGACGGUCGAAACAUAAGAGCGCUUUUCAUUGCAAGGGAGGAGUUCCGAGGAGUCACCCUCAAUUCUGUGCAAGCGUUUCGCAACCCCACGGUCGAGGGUGCGCUCAGACGCUUCAGAGAUCGGUUAUCGUACAAUGCGGCAUUAAGGAAGGAGAUCAACUUCAGAGUCGACUGUUUGGUGCACUCUCAGUUGCACUACCUUUUCGAUAACUGUGACGAGAUUUCAUGGAAAGUGGAAGAUAGGGACCGCAACUUAGAGGCUGUUUUUCAAGAGGAGGAAUACCGUCUCUCGACGACCCAUGAUGUGUACGACUGUCCGUACUGUCGCAACGGACAUCCUGAAUAUGUGUAAGGAAAGUGAUCCUCAAUAGGAGAGUAGUCUGACCGUUCCACAUGAAUGACGUGUUGGAAAUAAGUCAAGAUUAAGCGGCGGUUGCAGGACUUGCGCUCGCUUGCGAAGUGCGAAUUUAUUCUCACUUAUCAAACCACAUGAAUGACGUGUAGAAAAUAAGUCGAGAUUAAAAGGCGGUUAUAGAACUUCCGCUCUCUUGCGAAGAGCGAACAAAUUCUCAGUUAUCGA
Messenger RNA from Chara braunii, 1845 nucleotides. The record is from the annotation of a GenBank genome assembly. NCBI's taxonomy places the organism in Eukaryota, Viridiplantae, Streptophyta, Charophyceae, Charales, Characeae.